AGGUCGCAUAGGCCUUCCAAGGGUUUUGAGCUGCAAGAAGGAGUUGCCCCCCAGAUAGCGACGUGGCGUAGACCAACGCAGUGAAGAUGCUGCCCAUGCAUGCUGCCUCUUCAAGAGCAAAAAGGCAUGGUUAUCAGACCGGGCAGAAGGCUACAAUAUUGGGCGGAAACUCAACUUUCUCGAUACAACCUCACAAAUUUCAACCGCGAACACCUCCGGCAGUAUUACGGCGAAGACAACUUCUCAGACGCUUAGGACUUCUCGCAGCUCUCCUCUUCAUCUGCUUCUGCUGCUUCUCGUCAUCGUUCAGAGCAGCCGUCAUCCCUGCAGUAUCCCUUGGGCUAUUCCCAGCGUCGGGAGACUACCAGCUAGAGACUGUAAGAUACUAUGAUCUGAAUAAUGUUCAGGGAACAGAAAGAGGGUGGGAAAGAGAGGAAAGGAUACUUCUGUGUGCGCCGCUGAGGGAUGCUGCCACGCAUCUACCUAUGUUCUUUGGCCACCUUCGCAACCUGACCUAUCCGCAUAAGCUGAUUGACCUCGCUUUCCUUGUUGGAGACUCAAAGGACAAUACGAAUGAGCUGUUAUCUCAACUUUUAGAAGAAUUGCAAGCCGAUGAAGACCCAAAGAUGCCGUACGGAGAGAUAUCUGUGCUAGAAAAAGAUUUUGGACAGAAAGUGAACCAAGAUGUCGAAAGUCGCCACGGAUUUGCCGCGCAGGCUGGGAGGAGAAAAAGCAUGGCACAAGCCAGGAAUUGGCUACUGAGCGCAGCUUUGCGACCCACCCACAGCUGGGUGUACUGGAGAGACGUAGACGUGGAAACGGCGCCAUUCACCAUACUGGAGGAUUUAAUGAGACAUAACAAAGAUGUCAUAGUACCUAAUGUAUGGCGUCCUCUGCCAGACUGGCUUGGAGGAGAACAACCUUACGACCUCAAUUCAUGGCAAGAGUCAGAAACUGCGCUCGCGCUUGCGGACACCCUUGAUGAGGAUGCCGUCAUAGUUGAAGGAUAUGCCGAAUAUGCGACGUGGAGACCCCAUCUAGCAUAUCUGCGCGAUCCUUAUGGUGACCCGGAUAUGGAAAUGGAGAUUGAUGGGGUUGGUGGCGUCAGUAUAUUGGCCAAGGCGAAGGUUUUCCGCUCUGGCGUGCAUUUUCCCGCUUUCAGUUUCGAAAAGCACGCCGAGACUGAAGGGUUUGGCAAAAUGGCCAAGCGCAUGAACUAUUCUGUUGUCGGCCUACCGCAUUACACCAUAUGGCAUCUCUACGAGCCCAGCGUUGAUGAUAUCAGACAUAUGGAAGAGAUGGAAGCGGAAAGAAAGAAGAAGGAAGAAGAAGAAAAAGACAAAGAGCAGCGACUGCAGAAAGUCAAAGAUCAGUUCGAUAAUACAGAGAAACAGUGGAAGGACGACGAAGCUAGUAUCAAGCAAACCACCGAGAAGGAAAAUGAUGCCAAGAAGUCAAAACAAGCUUCAGCGAAAAAUCCCAGUGAGAAGCAAAGCGACACAGACGACUUGCCUAAGCAUCAACCUUUGGAGAUCGAAGAAAAGCCCAAGAAGAAGCCGCAGGAGAACCUCAAGGAGAAGCCUCAAGAGGAGACUCAGGAGAAGGCUAAAUCGAAAUCUCAAGACAAGCCCCAGGAGAAGCCCCAGGAGAAACCCAAGGAAAAGUCCCAGGAGAAGCCACGGCAGAAUCUCAAAGAGGAGGCACAGGAGAAACCCAAAGAGAAACCCAAAGAGAAACCCAAAGAGAAACCACUGGAGCAGCUCAAAGAACAACUCAAAGAGAAGCCACAGGCGAAGCCACAGGAGAAGCCACAGGAGAAGCCUAAAGAAAAAGCUCAUGAGAAACCCGGCCAAGAAUCAGGAAAUGCGAAGUAAGUAAAUUGAUAUAGCCUGUCAGCGUACGUCAAAACUAAAUAUUAUCAUCUAGGAACGCAAAAGAUGAGAAAGACCACGUCUGAAUAUAUAAUACUACUAAUAGAGCAAGUGCUCCUAAUGUGCCAGUCCCCAACUGCAGUCAUCUGCGCACUUUACUCACGGGAGCCUUAUCAGUCCGGAGUUGAUACC
Molecule: messenger RNA, 2063 nt
Organism: Pseudovirgaria hyperparasitica
Lineage: Eukaryota; Fungi; Ascomycota; Dothideomycetes; Acrospermales; Acrospermaceae
Product: Anp1-domain-containing protein
Exons: 3
Coding region: 87-1874 (595 amino acids)
Biological process (GO): cell wall mannoprotein biosynthetic process; protein N-linked glycosylation
Cellular component (GO): mannan polymerase complex
Molecular function (GO): alpha-1,6-mannosyltransferase activity
Source: RefSeq, a predicted model, not a curated record